UUACUUUCAAAAAUUCAGAUUGAGACAUAAUGGAUUCAAACAGUGGAAUUGAGGCCAGUGACAUGCUUGCAGAAGCAUUAAAACAACUGGACAAUGUUUUAGCAAACACCAAAUUUGAACCACCCAAUGGUAAAGCCGAACUGACUAGAAGAAAGACUCCAAGACGACAUUCACAUCAGGCCAAAAUUGUCAAACUAAUGGAGGAUUUAAAGAAUUUCUUGGAGACAUGUGAUGAAAAAAGCAAGGUCAUCACCAUGAUUCCCAAUGAAGUUACAUCCUAUAUUAGAAAUUGGAUGAUAGGUGUGGAUGAGAAAACAUCUCCAGGAUCCUUACAUGACAGUGCAGAGGAAAGGCUUCGUAAAACAGAAUCAGAAAAAGAUAGUUUGUCUCUGCAUGUCAGUGUCUUGACUGAUCAAAUUGAUGCCCAAUCUGAAAAGAUCAGAGAUUUAGAAUAUUCUCUGGCCGAGAGACGUGACAAGGUCAUCAACACAGAAGAUAUGUUGCAAUCAGAACUUCUCACAAGAACAUCAUUGGAAACACACAAGUUAGAUCUAAUGGCAGAAAUCUCCAGUCUGAAGAUCAGAUUGGCGUCUGCAGACAAAGACAGAAGAGAUCUAGAUGACAGGUUACGAAUUUCACAGCGACAGAUCAAAGAAGCUGAAUCAAAAUUAGCAAUAAAGGAUGCUGAAAUCAACGAAUUACGACAGAGGGUCGUCAGAAAUGGAACAGUUGUAGGGUCAGAUUCAAAUGGUGACAUUAGCUGUACCAAAGGAUUAGAAAGAGAACGUACAUUAGAUAGGUUAAAACGGAAACAAUAUGAAGUGGAAAAGUUAAAGAAGGCAGUAGAUGCCUUGAUGUUAUCAAAUCAAGAAAAAGACAAACGAAUUGAUGAAAUGAGGAAAUUAGUAAGAAAGUAUAAAAAGAUUGAAGAAAUGGUCAUUCAUGCUCAGGGUAGAAAAGCAUUAGAAGAAAUGAUGAUUAAUGCUGAGGAUGACACAAGCUCAACGAGUUCUACGACACCUUCAUUAUCAGAUCCUAUGAGAGAUAUGUUUGAUGACAAGAAUUACUCUUCCCCUAGUGCUACAAGUACCCCUGUUCAGUCAUAUGACGGAAACAAUUUAUUGGUCAGUACUCCAAAAAGAUCCUCUGGUGGCUUACAACGAUCAAAUAGUGCCGAAGAUGUCACACCAACUAAUAAAAAAAAACAUAUAAUUACUAACAAUAAUCAUCCAGAAAGCUACAGUUCUGCUGGUCCAGAAUCAUAUGGUACGUUAGUUAAGGAAGAUCAUACCGAAGUCCGAAGGUCUCGGGGCUUUCCUGCAUUAGGCAGGGCUUUGAUGAGGGUGAAAAGCGGCAAAAGGAGUACCUCGGCCCCUAAUUUAGGUGAUGGGAUUACCAUUAUAGAGUCUGCAGUAGAUAAGUCUCAAACAGAAGUAGUUACUGAUGAUGAGGACGGACUCCAACAUUUAAGUGGGAUUGCCGGAGGGAUGCCGAUGGAUGCCAAGAAAAAAUCAGGAUUACGCAGAUUUUUAGGAAAAUUAAAAAGAAGUGGAUCUCAAGAUUUUCAUGAAAGAGAAAAAACAGAGCAGUUUAAAAGAGGAGGUGUGCGGGCAACAGCCUCUGGUAGACUUGGCUGGUCCAAGGAUACUAAAGUUCAGGAUAAUACACCUUUUGCUCGAUGGGACAGUGAUCGUGUGACAGCAUGGAUGAAUGAGAUCGGAUUAAAUAUGUAUCUUGUAGAAUGUCGGAAAUAUAUCAAAAAUGGCGACCAGAUGUUAAAAUUUACCUCACAUGAUUUAGAAAAAGAAUUAGGAAUAAAGAAUUACUUGCAUCGGAAAAAAUUACAGCUAGCGCUUCAGUCAAUAUCAGCCAACUCAGCAGAAAAAUUCAACUUCCUGGAUCACAAUUGGGUCACGCGAUGGUUAGAUGAUAUAGGUCUUCCACAGUAUAAAGAUUAUUUUUAUGAUGCAAGAAUAGACGGCAGAAUGCUUCACUUUCUUACCAUUGAUGAUUUAGUAGCAUUAAAAGUGACCAAUGAAUUACACCACAUCAGUAUCAGAAGAGGAAUUCAGAUUUUACGUGCUCACAGUUAUAAUCCACAGUGCCUACGCCGAAGACCUUCACCAGAUGAGGGUCAUUUGCACAAUAUCCCAGGAGAUGUUGCCUUAUGGACAAAUCAUAGAGUAAUGGAAUGGUUACGGACCAUUGAUUUGUCAGAAUAUGCUCCAAAUAUGAGGGGCAGUGGUGUUCAUGGUGCUUUAAUGGUUUUGGAACCUAGAUUUUGUGCUGAGUUAUUUGCCCAGUUGUUAUCAAUACCAUCAAAUAAGACAUUAUUACGGAGACAUCUCAACACACAUUUUAUAGCAUUAAUAGGCAACGAUACACAGCAUAAGAAGAGAGAGCACGAAUCUAACCCAGCAUAUAUUCCACUCUUACCUAAUGCCAAAGUCAAGGUAAAGAAACAUGGUAUAUUUGGUCACAAGAGGAGUAAGUCAGAUGCUGAAGCAGAUGAUUUUCUCUGUCCCAUAGAUUUUGGUAACGGUAGAAUGGUUAAUGGCAGGAUGGAUCCUGAGAAAGACCAAAAAGCAGCAAAAGAAAUAGGUGCCUUUUCAAAAGAAAUCAACUCUUUAACAAACAUGCUUUCAAGUGACAAGUUCCUGGAAAAUGUGCCAUCAUCGAAUGUGUGAUUGUGAACUUUAUUGUUUUAUCCAAUCAAAAUGCUCCAAGCCAAACAGGAACUGUCUCAGGGGAGCGAACUGUGGUUGUUUUUACAAAUGGUUGUUGAUUGUUAUUAAUUUGUACAGUUAAUAUGUACAGAUAAUCUGUGAAUGGAUUAUUAAACUUUGUAUAUAUGUAUAAAACAAAAUCAGCAUUUUCUCAAUUAUUGCUUGUUCAUUUUAUCAGCUUAGUGCUAAAAAUGCUAAGUUUUAUUAUUGAUAACUUUUAAAUGUAUGUAAAUCUAAGAUUUACUUUUUUAAUGCUUUGGUGACUGAAGCAUCGACUUUAUUAAUCUGAGAUUUAUAUUUUAAAUGAUUCAGGCUGUUAUAUUUUAAUCAAUUCUGACUUUUUUUAGGAUUGAUUUUAAUUGGAUAUGAUUUUUGUAAAAUGGUUGUCAUUUUUAUCAGAUCUGUUAGUUUCAUGAAAUAACAUUAUAACCUGUCUGUUACCCCUUGCAUCCCUCAUAAUCCUUUGUCAUGUGACACAUAUGUAAAUAGGUAUGCUCGAUACCAGACCUGCUUUUCACACAAAAAAAAUUUAGGUCUUAA
Messenger RNA from Mytilus trossulus (common blue mussel), 3266 nucleotides. Its product is annotated as liprin-beta-1-like. Gene Ontology annotation, molecular function: protein binding. Gene Ontology annotation, biological process: neuromuscular junction development. The transcript is spliced from 24 exons. The coding region runs from base 30 to 2687 and encodes 885 amino acids. Gene Ontology annotation, cellular component: presynaptic active zone. The record is from RefSeq and is a predicted model, not a curated record. Lineage: Eukaryota; Metazoa; Mollusca; Bivalvia; Mytilida; Mytilidae.